CUUUGCUCUAAAUGCACAUUCUGGUUUAAGGGCUAAUUCGGAAAUCCUUCGUGGAAAAUGGCAGCGCCCAGUCGAAGUGCAAGAUUUUGUUUAAAUUUUAAACUCGACUCGGUAUUAUGGAACAAAGUAGGCAAGACAAAGAAAUUCUCCACAACACCUGUCAGCCAUGUUAAAGAGCAUUCCAAAAUGUUUCCUGCCCAGAUGGGAAAGAUGUUACCAGAUGGAACCUUUGAUGGGAAGAUAGCCUUUAUAACUGGUGGAGGAACAGGACUGGGGAAAGGAAUGGCUACCAUGUUGUCAAAACUAGGUGCUCAAGUCGUUAUAUCUAGCAGGAAAUUGGAUGUAUUAGAGAAAACAGCAUCUGAAAUUUCCUCAGAAACAGGAAACAAGGUUUUACCCAUCGCUGCUGAUGUAAGAGAUCCUUUAUCUAUUAAAUCUGCCGUAGAUGAAUGUGUAUCAGAGCUAGGAUUACCACAUGUUAUUAUCAACAAUGCAGCGGGGAACUUUAUCUCACCAUCUGAGAAGUUAUCGGCCAAUGCCUGGAAAACAGUAGUUGAUAUAGUCCUGAACGGAUCAGCUUUGGUCUCAUUAGAGAUCGGUAAAAGGCUUAUAGAGGCUGGUCAAGGUGCUGCAUUCCUGGCUAUAACAACGAUUUAUGCCACCAGUGGCUCUGGUUUUGUAACACCAAGUGCAGCUGCCAAGGCUGGUGUAGAGUGCUUGACAAAGUCCCUAGCGGCAGAAUGGGGAAGAUAUGGGCUAAGAUUUAACUGUAUAGCACCAGGACCAAUAGAAACAAAGGGAGCUUUUGGAAGGUUAGAUCCUACAGGACAAUUCAAGGAAAAGUUAUAUGAUGUUCUACCUGUAGGCAGAUUAGGAGAGGUCCCUGAAAUAGCCAAUCUAGCAACAUAUAUGGUCAGUGACUAUGCUAGCUGGAUGACAGGGGAGGUGGUUAAAUUUGAUGGUGGAGAAUAUGUAAGUAGAGCUGGUGAGUUCAAUGACCUAAAGGUCGUCAGUAAAGAACAAUGGGACAUGUUAGAAGCCAUGAUCAGAAAGGCAAAGUCAGAAUGAUUAGUGAAAGAGGGUGACACUCUAUACUACAUGUGCUGAUUCUGUUUGAUAUAAGAACAUGACUCUCUAUUUUAUUGAUUUUGUUCAUGCAAAACAGUUGUGGAAGAUGACUAGAAAACCAACCAUGAAAUAUUUCAAUUAUAAAAUAAGUGAAGCAUAAGGACACAGAAAAUAUCGUAAUAUUGAAUGAAGAUUUUAUUUGUUUUGAUUUGGAAACUCCUGUUUUAAAAAAUCAGAAUAUAUCCAAUUCCAAAUAAUCUUUCAUCUAUGACAUGUUUACCAAAGUGAAAAAAGAACCUCCUAUAGAGAGAGGCCUGUGAUAUAUAUGUAUGUAGUUUUGUAUAUUUGAAUUGAUAAUUUAUAUUAAAAAUAUUACAAUGUUG
Mytilus trossulus (common blue mussel) is the source of this 1451-nucleotide messenger RNA. RefSeq names its product 2,4-dienoyl-CoA reductase [(3E)-enoyl-CoA-producing], mitochondrial-like. The record is from RefSeq and is a predicted model, not a curated record. The transcript has 8 exons. NCBI's taxonomy places the organism in Eukaryota, Metazoa, Mollusca, Bivalvia, Mytilida, Mytilidae. Gene Ontology annotation, cellular component: mitochondrion. The coding region runs from base 58 to 1068 and encodes 336 amino acids. Gene Ontology annotation, molecular function: 2,4-dienoyl-CoA reductase (NADPH) activity. Gene Ontology annotation, biological process: fatty acid beta-oxidation.